AUGGCGAUCGUUCUACCGUCGUCGUGCGCGGAAGGUCCGGUCGAUCCGCUCGCGGGAUCUUCCUCGCCGAAGCGCAGAUCGCCCGCUUCGCUCUCACCUCGCCUGUCUUCUCAGCCAAACGCAGACGGCUUCACAGAGGAUCAAGCUAGAGUGCCUCUGCCGGCAACGGGACGCGGCGCUCCUGAAGACGAGGAUCUCCUACGCGGCAUCGGGGAAACGGCGGCAUCAGUGCUCAAGGAUAUGACAUCGUGGGUAUCGGGUCAUUUUCACUCCAGCAUGGUGCCCGCAGUCCGCUCGUCGUCAGCCAUUCAGAAACUCGACGGUUUGCUCUUCCCGCCGGCGGAGACCCACGUCGGAUCCACGGUGAAAGUCCCCUUGACGCGACCGACGCAUCCCCCUGUCGACAUGCCUUCCGCAUCUGCGAGGACUUCGGCGUCUCGUCAGGGAGCUGCUCUCCUCUCCGCCCGCCAGCCUGCUGUCAACGGUACUUCCCACAACGGCAGUGAAACCCAGAGAAGCAGUCGAAGCCUCGUGGACGGCUUUUCGUCGUCGUUUGUCUCGCCCAUGCCUGGCACAGACCAGCACGCGCGCCACCAUCGCCACGGGGGUCUAUCGCAUCCCGCGUCUGCUUCAGCCCGAUCCACUCAAAUCAACUCCCUCUCCUUCGUAGACACGUCCGGCGUCAGCGGAGACUGGUCGUUCAAACCGGAUGGUCUUUUCUCAAGUUUCUUGUCCCUCUUCGACGUGGAAGACGAGGAGGCGUAUCCCCCCGCUCCGCGUGGCUUUCCAGGGCAGCCCCCGUCUUUCGGUUCCUUCCACGCCUCCGCACGACCGGCUGGUGGCGACGCUUUCUCUCAUCGUCUUGCGGUGCCGGGGCGAGUCCCGUCUUCGACAUCUUUGGUCAGAAACACCGGUGGGACGACCGCUCGGUUCAGAGGACCCGCGGCGCCGGCGCCGUAUGGCUUCUUGCCCCUGAACGGCGUGCCGCCUCUGGCGGGCAGAGCGUCGCCGAGACCCGCUGCGCCGGCGGAGUUCUACAACGGCGGCUCGCGAGCUGGAGCCCACGCCUCUUUCCUAGGCGCGCCAGCCGAUCGCGUUGACAGCUCUGACUCGGUCAGAGCUGGCGACGACCUCGAAAGUCCCUUGGUGUCUCCUCGGAGUCUAGAGGAGCCGGCUGACGGCACUGUCAAGCCGCAGACCUGGCUCGACUACUCGGCUGGACGCACAAUGGCCUGCGUCACGCGAUCCCACGUUGAGCUCUCGCUGCUGGUCCUCCACAACGUCGGCAAAGUCGUCUGCAGCACUGUCGUCUCCGGGCAGGCGAGGCUCCGCUGCCCUGGCUUCAAUAUGUUGAACCUGCGCAUCCCGCUGUACGACCUGCAGAAUCAAGUCAUCUCGGUAGCUUUUGCCGUGCGUAUGAGCCACUCGCACGCCAAAGUCCUCCAGAUGCUGGAUCGGGGAGAGUACCCGCGAAGUUUCCGCGCACCUCACAGCAGCCACGCACUCGCCAGCGAUAGUGCCCACGGCGGCCAGAAACUGCGAUAUCUGAAGCAACUCGACUGGCAUCGCCGCACGGAUGAGGACCGGAAAAGGGACACGCGCGUCGUUCACUUUCGGGUCGACAUCCCAGUUUCUGCCGCAAUUAGUGAAGGACCCGUUUGGGUUUGCUUGACUGAAGACCGCCCUGUUGUCGGCGUCACUACAGAGGAACUUUUUUCUAGGUUGAGCGACAAGGCAGAAAACAAGAUUUUCCAGCCGCGCUUGCAAUUUUCAAUCCGGAAAAACUUAACCGGAAUCAUCUCUGUGCCCAUCGAACCCCAGGGCACUCGCCAGGAGCACGUCUACGUAGGCCAGUACGACGAUCCGAUCGACAUUGCAGUCGCCAAUGGUCUGGCUGGACAGAGUCAACUGCUUAGCCGCAAGCAAAAUAUUACACGCCUGUCGCACGGGAAAUACGACAUCGACGGAUAUCGAUGCAGCAUCUUUUUGCGGCCUCGCCGUUUCUUUGCUGGAGUGGGUCCCGACGCGACGAGCUUGGAGACGACGACGGAUGACGAGGGAGAGGAGGCCGAUGGAGCCAGUGGGGACAAGAUACUCAUUGUCGAUGAAGGCGGCGCUCAGCAGCCCUUGCUUGAUUACCUCAAAGGGUCCCUGGCCAACAUUAUUUGGGAAGAACAGAAAUGCCUGUCUGCCAUCGAACUGGUCGACUCCCAUCUCCUCCCGUCGUUCGAAGAUACAUCGAUUCCCUGGGAAGCCAAGGUUGAUCGGCGGGUGGCAAUGGCGCUCGCUUGUCAUCGAGCGGCGAUACGGGAACAAGUCGCUGCUGAACUUCUGCGUGUCCAAGGAAGAGAGCCCCCUUCGCUGCUUUACGAGAAGCAUGCGAAUCCAGUAUCACUGAGGCUAGCUCCCCACACGCCCCCUGUUCGAGUUACCUACACGUGGGGCGACGAGUAUUCGGACAUCCAGCUAGUGGUCAUGGAAGACAGGCUUGUGCCGCCGACGACCACAGACUGCUCUCGUGGAGUGACAACCACCCAGGAAGCAGGCUUCUCGAUUAAUUGA
This is a messenger RNA of Besnoitia besnoiti, 2562 nucleotides long. RefSeq lists its product as uncharacterized. The transcript is spliced from 8 exons. The record is from RefSeq and is a predicted model, not a curated record. Bases 1 to 2562 code for a protein of 853 amino acids. Lineage: Eukaryota; Apicomplexa; Conoidasida; Eucoccidiorida; Sarcocystidae.